Molecule: messenger RNA, 1134 nt
Organism: Recurvomyces mirabilis
Lineage: Eukaryota; Fungi; Ascomycota; Dothideomycetes; Mycosphaerellales; Teratosphaeriaceae
Gene: DES1
Product: sphingolipid delta-4 desaturase
Exons: 2
Coding region: 1-1134 (377 amino acids)
Biological process (GO): ceramide biosynthetic process
Cellular component (GO): membrane
Molecular function (GO): sphingolipid delta-4 desaturase activity
Source: RefSeq, a predicted model, not a curated record
AUGACAGCCUCGCCAAAGCUACGAGCAGCAAACAAGACACCUCCAGUAGACCAAAACAAGCGGGUCGAAGACCUCAAUGGCGGAGAUGAUUACGACAAGUUCUUCUGGACAUACACAGAAGAGCCACACAAGACGAGAAGACAGGCGAUCAUAAAAGGGCACCCAGAGGUCCUCAAACUCUGCGGUCCCGAACCACUCACCAUCCCCCUCGUCCUCGCAGUGGUCAGCCUCCAAGUCCUCUCCGCCUACAGCCUCCGCAACCAACCAUUCAUCUCCUGGCCCGUCUUCCUUACAGCCUACAUCAUCGGCGCAACCGCGAAUCAGAACCUCUUCCUAGCCAUACACGAAAUCACGCACAACCUAGCCUUCAAAUCCCCAUUGGCCAACAGAUUGCUAGCGAUAGUAGCGAACCUACCGAUUGGGAUACCAUACUCGGCGUCAUUCAGACCAUACCAUUUGACACACCAUAAAUCUCUCGGUGUAGACGGCCUGGACACCGAUCUCCCUACAGCGCUGGAAGCAUACUUCCUCGACUCCGUAGCCGGCAAAGCCUUCUUCGCGACUUUCCAGAUUCUAUUCUACGCCCUCCGACCAAUGUUCGUCUACAAACUUCCCCUGACCUGGAUUCAUGGCUUGAACAUCCUAGCCCAAGUCGCCUUCGACUAUGCGCUCGUCAAAACCUGCGGUGGCAAGGCUCUUGGAUACUUGAUCCUGAGUUCUUUCUUGGCCGGCUCCUUACACCCUUGUGCCGGACACUUCAUAGCUGAACACUACGUUUUCUCCCAGGGCAGCCGAAGCAGGGAGGUCAAGACAUCGCAUUCUGCCAAACUCGCUCCAGCGCCCGAGGAGACGUAUUCGUACUACGGUAUUCUCAAUCUUCUCACAUACAACGUGGGACUACAUAACGAACACCAUGAUUUCCCGGCUAUUCCCUGGACCAGGCUAUGGAAGCUGAAUGAGAUCGCGAAGGAGUUCUACGAUGAUUUACCCUGUCAUCAUAGUUGGGUGGGUGUGAUCUGGCAAUUCAUCCUGGAUAAGGAGGUGGGACUGUGGUGUCGUGUGAAGCGCAGUGAAGGCGGGAGGAAAGUUGGGGCUGGUGCUGGGCAUGGGCAGCCGAUAGAGAUUACGAGUUAG